GGCUCCUCAUGGCCUUGGCUAGGGCCACGUGGUCUCCGCCAGGACCUGGGCACAAAAGCCAGUGAUGGCGACCUGGCCCCACACCCCCUUUCUUCCCCUCUGCAGGGGCCCAUCUGUCCCUCCACACACCACCCAGAGGCUUUCUUGGAGUAUCACUCUGUCUCACUGAGCCCUAACGCUCGGCCCACUGGCAGCCCACCCUCUGUAGACCCUGAAUCUUCUACACGCCACUCCCUCCUCAGGGCUCCAGAUCCAGCUGGGACUCCUCACAUCUUUCAGGGAGGCAUUACAAUAUUCUUGUUAUUCUGCAGAGAAAAACUGAAGGACCACAUUCUAAGCAUCCCUCCCUCAGCCCUCCCCUCAGGUUGGGGUCAGUUGUUCUCUGUUCUCCAGCAGCACCCCGUCCUUAGCAUACAGCCAGCCCGUCACACUCACUCUGCAGGUCAAGUAAAAAACCCAGUGACCAGCAGCUUAAGUGAGCUUGGAGGCUGAGUGGGGUCCCUAAACGUCAGCAUGUGUAGCAGCUGGGCUGAGAAACAAGGAAUCAGGAGGCUUACCUUCUGGGAUCAGAUCACAGGGUGAGAGGAGUUCCUAGGGGGUCUCCUGGUCUCCAGACUAGAAUAAAGGGUGGUAGCCAUUUAUGUUCCUCCUCCACAGUGAGGAACAUGAGUGAGGAACAGUGAGGGAUGGCUGGUCCUAUGGAGUUCAUUGGGAACCAAAAGUUAUCCUUUAUAAACUGUUUCCAGAGAGAGGCGAGAUUAGUGGGCACUUUUUGUAACUCAGAAGCAUUAAGGCACACACAUUCACAAACGAAGUUAUAGACAAAUACAAACAGACAUAACAGAAUUCAUACUUGUAAAAACCAAUGAAGAAAAAGCACAAAGAGAGGAGAAUGCCUUGCAUGGGAACGAUAAAUAUCAAAUUCAACAAGAUGAUUAUCCCUAGGGUGAGAAGGAGGGGAAAGGUAGGGAGUGAAGCUUCUAUUUGUAAUGUUUUAGUUCUUAAAAUUCUUUGAAAUAAAUGUGACAGACUAUUGAGAUGAACAGAACUGGUGGCUGGACCAGAGAGACUUAGUAUAUUAUAGUCUGCACUUUUCAGUGUGCUUGAGAAAUUGCUUUAAAAAAAAAAAAUCAAAGGAUAAUGACUUUAGGGAAUCAGUUGAGAUGUAAAGCCAGCAAGGUGGGGGGCGGGGGCGGGGUUAGGGCAAGUGUUUGGGAUCCGGUGGAGGAGGGAUGAGCAGGCAGAUUCAAGCUCCUGAAGGUGGCAGGGGACGUGAAAGGAGUAAGAUCAAAGCACUGUUAGAGUUGAGGGCUGGGCCCAGGGUAGUCCAGAUGUUCAAGGAAGUGAAAGCGCGGGAGAGAGCGGUGAGGGUGUGUGCGUAGAGGGUGUGUACCCUGUAAGCCCCAUAGACGUGGCAGCUCCGGGUAGGGACCCAGCUGAGGCAACAGGCUCUCCUUUGCCCGGCUGGCCGCCAGUCCCAAGAGAGCCUUGCACAGCCGGACAAUGCAUCAGGCUGACCACCAUCCGUGGCUUUCUCCAACUGUCAAUGGCUCAGCAGGGCAGGAGCCCCAGAAGCAGCUUCCAGAGUUGUUGGGCGGGGCCUGGGAACCACGUCCAGGGGUCGGGCUGCCCCUGCUCACCAUCAUCGUUGCUGUCUUUGUCUUGCUGGCAGUCUGUAUCGUGGUGGCCGUCCACUUUGGGCCAAAGCUGCACAAAGGCCAUGCCACUCUCGCCACAGAGCCACCAUCCCCAAAGCCGGAGGGCGGCAUCUACCUCAUCCGCUGGCGCAUGCUGGGCCAUCAGGACAGUCACGAAGACGCCCAGCAGGAACCUCCCGGCCCUGACUCCUGCCCUGUGCCAGAUGGGUCCAGGUUCAGCAUCGAUGAAGUCACGUUUCUGUAGAAGAGAGACUUUGGAAAGUUGGCCUCAGCUGUAUCAGAACAAGAAACUGGACAGAGUAGUGCAUGCUAAGUUGCUUCAGUCGUGUCUGACUCUUUGCAACCCUAUGGAUUAUCACCCACUAGGCUCGUUUGUCCAUAGGAUUCUCCAGGCAAGAAUACUGGAGUGGGUUGCCGUGCCCUCCACCAGGGGAUCUUCCCAACCUGGGGAAUGAACUCGAGUCUGCCUGUGUCUCCUGGAUUGCAGGUGGGUUCUUUACACACUGAGCCACCUGGGAAGCCCGGACAGAGAAGUAGGGCAAAAGCAAACCGAGGCCUGGACCUCGGAGCUUCAGAAGGGCACACCUGGACUCACUGGAGCUGCCCUCUCAACAGAGUAUUUGUAGAAGAAGCCCUGUGACGACCAAAAUAAUAGAAGAAACUUGAGAGCCCUGCUCAGAAACACGCUGCUGGGAGUGUUCCCAGUGCCCAAAGCCACCCUAACAAACAUACCCUCUCCUCUUCAGGAAGCACCAGACCCCUGAACCUCCUCCUCUGAGUUCCUACUCCCUCCUCUACUCCUUAUCUCCCCUUUUGGUGUCAAAGUGAGUUCAGCUUGGAAGAUUCCACCAUCCACUCCACCCUUGUGUAAGGAUGUCAGAGGUUCCUGGUGGAGGCCCUGUCCUGUGAGGUCAACCAGAGAGAGCCAAGUCAAAGAACCUAGGGGUCUGCCUUCUCUGGGACUCAGGAAAGGAAGGCAGGCCUACUGCCCUUCACUAACUGAGCGACAUCCCUUUGGCUGUCAGGUCCCCGGCCUUGCCAACUUCCAAGGGCCCUAAAAGCCCUAAGCACUACUUGCAUGUGUGCGUGCUAAGUCGCUUCAGUCAUGUUCAACUCUUUGCAACCGGAUGGACUAUAGCCCUCCAGGCUCCUCUGUCCCUGGGAUUGUCCAGGCAAGAAUACUAGAGUGGGUUGCCAAGCCCUCCUCUAGGAUAUCUUCCUGACCCAGGGAUCGAACCUGCACCUAUUACGUCUCCUGCAUUGGCAGGCAGAUUCUUUACUGCUGAUGCCACCUAGGAAGCCCACUUAUAGAUUCCCAAAUUGUUUUUGAAUCACCUCCACCAUCUUGGGGCAAGACUCUAUCUUACUUUCCAAGGAUGGAGUAGGGGAUAUUGGGGGUCUUUCAUUACCUCCCACUUUCUGUGUGCAUUGGCCUGUUGGAACCAGUCUAGAAUUUACCGCAGGACAUUUCCCAGAUCCAGAACCUUCCAGCUGGCAAUGAAAAGGAGCCCUGUGGAGGUUGUCUGGGGAAAGGAAGGAGUGGAGGUUCCUACAGAGGGAGGGACAUGGAGGUUGGGAAGAUGCAGGAGGCAGGGAAGGUAGAGCUGAGCCUCUCCGUGGCUCCUUGGACACCCUUGAACUUCACCUGACUUGUGCAGUCAAGAACAUGCAGACAGACAUUUGUGGAGGGACUUCUGGGUGCUUUACUCUGGGGAACACCUGAGUGCAACAAGUCAACCUUGGGGACUGCCCUCGGAGAUACCCCAGCACAAUCAAGGACUGAGAAAUAACAGAUGAAGAGGAAUAGAGGCUAAUGUGUGCAGAGGACUGGCCUCCGCUGGAAUUGGUAAGAGGCAGCUAUAAUGGUAAUAGUUGCUCCUUCUUGUGGGCCCAUUAUGUGCUGGGCUCCAGGCUCAUCUGUGGACCUACAGAUAUUAUAAUGUUUACUCCUCAUAUAGCCUGAGGAGGAGGAGGAGCCACUGUUAUCUCCAUUUACAUUUGGGGAUAUCAAGACUCCAGCACAACCCAGGUACUAAGUGGUAGAGUCAGGACUUGAACCUGGGACUGGCAGACUUCACAGUCUGAGAACCAUGUUGGGGGCUGGAUGGGUAGGUAAAGAUCUUGUUGGGCUGAUUUUUAGGUGUUGGAGUGACUGAUGUGAUGUUGGGGGAUCCUCAGGGGCAGAAUGGCUGGUACAGUGGGGGAGGGGAGGGGACUGUUUCCCCUUCACUCCCUUGGCUCUGUCAUCCUUGGGGGCAGUGGGUUGCUUCUGACAAAUGUGUGUCUGUGUAGAGUUUUUCUCCAUAGUAAUGCUAUACUCAGAAAUUCAUAUCGAGCAUUUGUGAUAAAAACAAAGAUGGGAGAGAGGGAAUAAGUCUUGGGUGGAAUGGAUGGAACUGGCAGAAAUAGGCUGUCUGGUCUCCCAGAUGGGGGCAACUUUGCCCCCACAGUGAUUGCCGCAGUGGAUCAGUUCUAACAAUGAUGGCAUGAAGUGUGGCAGGUGAGUAGCCAGCUGUGUUGUCCAAGGUCUCCAGAGUAUAUCCCAUCACCUCACACAAACUCUCCUCCCCCUUGUUCAGGGGAGUCUCAUCUGGGGACAUUUAUUCAGUGGCCCCUGCUUCUUUGAGUAGUCCCUUUGCCCAGGACACAGCUGUGUUUACUCCUUAUGGCAUCUCUGUGCUGGCUCAGGCUCCUCUCUGUCCCCCAAGCCACCCACUGGAGACAGGGCAUUGAACGGGCAGGUGAAGUGGGUUGCUUCCCAGCUCUAUGCCCUCAGCCUACAUUGUAAUGAUGGCCACUACCCCACUGCCCUGAACUAGUAUGAGGAGGCGUGUGAGGAACUGUGUGCAAGCAGAUUCGGACAUUGUUGAUAAUAAAGGGCAACUGCCUGUAUCAGAGUCUGGCCAGAAAAAGGUGGCAUACUCAAAUAAAUAACCUGGAGUGUUUAAAGAGGGGACUACUUAAGGACUUCCCUGUUAGUUCAGUGGUUAAGACUCUGUUCUUACACUGCAUGGGGGCUCAGGUUCAAUCCUGGGUCAGUGAACUAAAAUCCCACAUGCCAUGUGAUGCAGCCAAAACAUUUUUUUUUAAAUUUGUAAUUUAAAAAUUUUUAAUAAAAAUUAAAGGGGACUAUUUAGAAAGGGCAGGUAUAAGGAAACUACAAGUGAAAGGGAGCAUUCCAGGUAAGCAUCAGUGAGAUGCCAGUACCAUGGUCAGGCCUGAAGAGGGAUGGGGAGGAGGAAGUUAAUGAAACCUGUAGAUAGACAUGGUUACUGAAAGGGUACUAUAGGUCUAGAGAUGAAGAGAGCCCACAGUGACCUUGAAACUCCUGGGAGGGACGU
This is a messenger RNA of Dama dama (fallow deer), 4999 nucleotides long. RefSeq names its product small integral membrane protein 33 (gene SMIM33). Lineage: Eukaryota; Metazoa; Chordata; Mammalia; Artiodactyla; Cervidae. The record is from RefSeq and is a predicted model, not a curated record. The transcript is spliced from 2 exons. The coding region runs from base 1504 to 1902 and encodes 132 amino acids.